This is a messenger RNA of Bombina bombina (fire-bellied toad), 819 nucleotides long. Its product is annotated as olfactory receptor 13F1-like. NCBI's taxonomy places the organism in Eukaryota, Metazoa, Chordata, Amphibia, Anura, Bombinatoridae. Gene Ontology annotation, molecular function: olfactory receptor activity; G protein-coupled receptor activity. The record is from RefSeq and is a predicted model, not a curated record. The transcript has a single exon. The coding region runs from base 1 to 819 and encodes 272 amino acids. Gene Ontology annotation, cellular component: membrane. Gene Ontology annotation, biological process: G protein-coupled receptor signaling pathway.
AUGUAUCUGCUGGCUGUUCUUGGUAACCUAACCAUUACUACGCUUGUGUGCCUGGUGUCUCAACUUCAUACACCAAUGUAUUUCUUCCUGUGCAAUCUGUCAGUUCAGGAUAUUGUGUAUGUCUCUACGGUUAUGCCGAACUUGCUGGUCACUACAAUCACCGGGGACACCAGCAUUUCCUUUACAAGUUGUCUUAAACAAAUUUAUUUCUUUGGGUUGUGUAUAAUUACUGAAUUUUCCUUGCUCACCACUAUGGCGUAUGACCGAUAUGUGGCUAUUUGCAUUCCCCUGAAUUAUCCUCUCAUCAUGAACAAAAUGACCUGCAUUCUUUUAGCCACUUCAUCCUGGCUUCUCGGUGGAAUAAUUUCAUUGACAUUGACUAUGAUGAUGACUAAGUUAUCAUUCUACAAUGCACAAGAAAUCAAUCAUUUCUUCUGUGAUCUCCAAACAGUGCUCAAGCUCUCUUGUAGUGACACCACAAACAUUAUAAUGUUUACAACUAUCUGUGGCACAAUGUUGGGAUGUUUUCCUUUUUUACUGAUACUAACAUCAUAUAUCUACAUCAUAUCUACUAUCCUGAAGAUCCGAACCUCAGCUGGAAGACAAAAGACUUUCUCCAGUUGUUCCUCACAUCUCAUGGUUGUUAUUGUCUUCUAUGGAACAUCCCUAAGCAUGAACAUGAAAACCAAGUCUGAAGACUCUGAGGAAGUAGAUCAAAUUCUCUCCUUGUUUUAUAUAGCUUUGGUUCCAGCUCUAAAUCCACUAGUCUAUAGCUUAAGAAACAGAGAGGUUUUGAAAGCCAUGAAGAAAUGUUUUUAA